Diversispora eburnea is the source of this 1059-nucleotide messenger RNA. Lineage: Eukaryota; Fungi; Glomeromycota; Glomeromycetes; Diversisporales; Diversisporaceae. The record is from the annotation of a GenBank genome assembly.
AUGAAUGAAUUUCCAUCACUCAAGAAUGAUUUAAUUAUUCGUGCCGCUCGUGGUCAAAAAACUGAGCAAUUUCGUGCCGAACGACUAAAGCACGAUUUUUUCGAAAUUUGUCGUACACCCGAACUCGCAACAUUAAUUACAUUACAACCAAUUGAUCGUUAUGAUGGAUUACUCGACGCAGCAAUAAUAUUUUCAGAUAUUCUUGUAAUCCCUCAAGCAUUAGGGUUAUCAGUGGAAAUGUUACCCGAGAAAGGACCUGUAUUUCUUGAUCCUUUAGUAGUUCCAGAAGAUAUAGAUUUAAAAUUAAGAAAUAAAGUUGAUGUUGAUCAUGAAUUAGGAUACGUUUUUGAAGCAAUUACUAUGACUAGAAAAGCAUUAAAUGGUCGAGUACCUUUGUUAGGAUUUAUUGGAGCACCUUGGACAUUGAUGGCAUAUAUGAUUGAAGGAGGUAGCAGUCGUACUUUAUCAAAAGCUAAAACUUGGUUAUUCAAAUAUCCAGAAGAAAGUAAAAGAUUGUUACAAAAAAUAACUGAUGUAGGAGUAGAUUUUUUGAUUGGUCAAGUUAAAGCUGGUGCUCAGAUGGUUCAAGUAUUUGAUUCAUGGGGAGGAGAAUUGUCACCUUUCGAUUUCAAUACAUUUUCAUUACCAUUUAUUACUCAAAUUGCCAAACGAGUCAAAUCUCAACUUAAAAAUGAUGGUAUUGAACCAGUUCCCAUGACAAUAUUUUGUAAAGGUUCUUGGUAUGCACUUGAAUCUUUAUCAAAUAUUGGAUAUGAUACUAUUUCAUUGGAUUGGACUAUUGAUCCUAUUUAUGCCAAGAAUAUUACUAAAGGUAAAGUUACACUUCAAGGAAAUCUGGAUCCUAAUAUGUUAUAUGGAGAUCAUGAUACAAUUAGAGCAUCAGUAAGAAAGAUGUUAGAAGCAUUUGGUACAAGUGAAAGAUAUAUUGUGAAUUUGGGACAUGGUAUUUUACCCACUGUUGAUCCGGAGAAUGCUCGAGUAUUCUUGGAAACAAUUCAUAAUGUUGGAUUGGAAUUAAAUAAUAAUCAUAAAAAUUAA